AUGUUCUCAGAUUUAGAAUCUCUGAUUGUAAAUCUGAGACGAAUCGUGGCGGAGAAAGGAAAAUCCGAAGAAGUUCCUUGUAUAGACGACAACAAGUUCUAUCGUAAUCCUAAGGCACCAUCACACAGCGUCUGGUCACCUACAGAAUGUGCUAAAUAUUUUCUCUGCUUAGAUAAUGAAGUGUUUGAAUUCAAAUGCUCGCAAGGACUUCUUUUCGAUGUCUCCAGGCAGAUUUGCGAUUUUAAGACAAACGUCGAUAAUUGCGACGUAACUUCAGAUGCCCAACCGGCGAAGCCACUGCUCAAGAAUGGCGAGUGUGAUGAGGAAAGUUUGGCUUGCGGAGAUGGCACGUGUCUUCCGGCUCUUUAUUUUUGCGACGGGAGCGUCGAUUGUCCCGAUGGCUCCGAUGAAGGAUGGUGCGACAUGCAACAUGAUGUAAAUGCCGCGCCGGUUUGUGACUCCGAAAAAUGCCAAUUACCAAAUUGUUGGUGUUCUAAGGAGGGGACUCAAAUUCCACGAAAUCUCACUGCACUCGCAAUUCCACAAAUGAUAACAAUUACUUUUGAUGACGCUGUAAAUGCUGAAAAUUUCGAACUCUAUUCAAAAAUUUUUACGGAUGACAGAAAAAAUCCCAAUGGUUGUCCUAUAAAGGGUACUUUUUAUAUCAGCCAUCAGUAUACGAAUUACAGGGAUGUGCAAUAUUUAUGGAACGCCGGUCACGAAAUAGCCGCGCAUUCCGUUACACAUCGUGGACCGGAAGAAUGGUGGUCGAAGAAUGCGACGAUUGAAGACUGGUUCGACGAGAUGGUCGGAGUAGCCAAUAUCAUCAAAAAAUUUGCAGCGGUUCGUAUCGGCGAAAUCAAAGGGGUAAGAGCACCGUUUCUGCAGGUCGGAUGGAAUCGCCAGUUUCUGAUGAUGUCUGAGUUUGGUUUCGUUUAUGAUUCCUCGAUCGUCGCACCUUUCUCCGAUCCACCUUUCUGGCCCUAUACGCUUGACUACAGGCCGCCGCAUCCGUGCGUCCGUGCAGGGCAACUCUGUCCUACCCGUUCUUAUCCGAAUAUCUGGGAAUUACCUUUAAAUCAACUUUUGGCAAAUGAUUACACAUGCAGUACUGUGGAUUCAUGUCCCGCUGAUUUAUCUGGCGAAGAAGUUUAUAAGAUGCUCAUGCUGAACUUUAAAAGACAUUAUCUUACUAAUCGCGCACCUCUCGGCCUACAUUUUCAUGCAUCAUGGUUUCAAAACCCAAUGUACUUUUAUGCAUUUAAUAAAUUCGUCGACGAUCUACUUCGACUGGACGAUGUGUUUUUUGUCACAAGUCAUCAGAUUGUAGAGUGGAUGCGCAGACCAACACCUCUGAAUGAAAUUGAAAAGUUCACCCCAUGGCAAUGCACAAAGCGACAUUUUGAACCGUAUGAGAUAGCCUGUGACUUGCCGAAUAGUUGCAAAUUACCCAGUAAAGUACUUAAAUCAUACAGGUAUUUACAUACAUGUUUCGAAUGUCCGAAACAAUAUCCAUGGCUAAGAAACGAAUUCGGAAUUGAGUGAAAAAAAUGAUAAAAGCAACUUAUAGGACUUAUCCUACAUAUGUUGCUUAUACAUCAUCGAGAGUUCACAUAGUACCUUGCUUAGAUGUGCAAUCGUAUUAUUUAUUGUAAACAUAGAUAUAAAAAAUACGUGUAUCUAAGAAAAUGGCAUUUAUUUCCUACAUAUAUAAGAUUCCUCAAUUUAUAAUGCAAAAUAAAUUAUAUUUUUAUUUAAAAAAUGGAAAUAAUAUUCAAA
Messenger RNA from Wasmannia auropunctata (little fire ant), 1779 nucleotides. RefSeq lists its product as uncharacterized. Gene Ontology annotation, cellular component: extracellular region. Gene Ontology annotation, biological process: carbohydrate metabolic process. Bases 1 to 1545 code for a protein of 514 amino acids. The transcript has 10 exons. NCBI's taxonomy places the organism in Eukaryota, Metazoa, Arthropoda, Insecta, Hymenoptera, Formicidae. The record is from RefSeq and is a predicted model, not a curated record. Gene Ontology annotation, molecular function: chitin binding; protein binding.